Homalodisca vitripennis (glassy-winged sharpshooter) is the source of this 2364-nucleotide messenger RNA. RefSeq names its product ATP synthase subunit gamma, mitochondrial-like. The transcript has a single exon. NCBI's taxonomy places the organism in Eukaryota, Metazoa, Arthropoda, Insecta, Hemiptera, Cicadellidae. Bases 1307 to 2128 code for a protein of 273 amino acids. The record is from RefSeq and is a predicted model, not a curated record. Gene Ontology annotation, molecular function: proton-transporting ATP synthase activity, rotational mechanism. Gene Ontology annotation, biological process: proton motive force-driven ATP synthesis.
UCUAGCUGGCACUGGUCUGUACACAAGAAGAAGAUUCCCUAUGCACUAAAUAAAAUUGUAUUAUCACAUCUUUCGAUGUCUACUGCUGUCUCUCCACUCUCCCUUUCAUCGCCAAUUUCCGGUUACCUAUUACAUAAUCGGUGGUAUUUUGGGAUAUAUGUGGAUUUUCUUCGGGACUUUGAAAUUUCGGUACUAAAGGAAUACAUUCAAACUUCAUGUUUUGAGACUCAGGCAGGUUUACAAAAUAAGUAACUUGCGAAAGAUUUAAAAUUAGGCAGUUGUUAUAAUAUAAAAAUAUAACAUGAUUUUUAGAUCAUAGUUUUCGGUAUUCUAGGAUUCAAUAUUACGAAACCUCCCAGCAGUACAAAUAACUAACUAGAUUUUUGAAGAUAUGUUAUUGAUAUUAAAAAUCGCUAUACACGAGUUUGUAUGUUAAAUAAUAAGUAAUUUAUUACAGAUCUAUCAAAAUGAGUUUGUCAUCAGAUUCAUUAAAGAUUUCCUCUAUGGACUAUAAAAUACAUAGGGAAGUCUGAUUUCCGAUACAAAAUGACGCUGACAUAAAUUUUCUAGAAUUUUUUGCAAUAAGUUACUUUUAAAUUUCUAUGACAGACGUUAAUAGCAACUCGGGGUAGAAUACGAUAAGCGGACCCGGUUUUUAAUAUCGAUAUUGACAAACAAUAUUACUCAAUUGUAACUUUCAAUAUAACUAACCGAUACUGAUUUUGGACAAUAACUUCUAUCACCUAUAAACACUAUUUUAUAUAAUAAACAUAUUUUCUAUUAUAGAUCAUAACAGACAGUCCAAAGCUCGUGGAGGACCAUGAAACGAAGUUUAAAGUGUUUACCAGUUCUAAUAGUUUUUGUUUUUAUCGUUAGAUUCCGCUUAUCUUACUCUACCCGCAACUGGUAUAAAUAAAAUUGUAUAUAUUUAAAACAUUUUAUAAAAAUUAUGCGUGUCUAAUUAAUAGCGUAGGCGUUAUUAUUACAUUUUCUAGAGUAGUAAAAGUUGUACAAUAUGUAAGUUCAUUAUUUGAUGUAAACAGCUGAUUUGCAGUACUGAAUCUGUCGGUCAAAAGAACAUCAGCUGAGUUUGACAAGACAGGGUUAGUUUUUGCACUGGAUGACGCAACAUUCGUAUUGAGCCCGCUCAUUUUCGAUGUCGAGCAAUCCAUUUCUAGUGUUCUGGAGAAGACAUAAUAAACUUUGAGUGUUUACAUAAAGUACUAUUUAAAUAUAUUUGCUUCUAUAAUUAUUAAGUUUUGUGAUUGUACAGUUCAUUUAAAGUGACAUAUUCUUUUAAACUAGGAUGUCUAAUUUGAAGGCUUUAUCUACGAGGUUAAAAUCUGUGAAAAAUAUCCAGAAGAUUACAAAAUCUAUGAAGAUGGUAUCAGCUUCAAAAUAUUCAAGAGCAGAAAGGGAACUUCAGCUAGCUAGACCUCAUGGUGAAGGAACUCAGACAUUUUUUCAAAGAACUGAACUUAUAAAAACAGAAGUUAAGCAAGUUUCUGAUUCAACAAAUCUUAUUAUUGCUGUAACUUCAGACAAGGGGUUAUGUGGACCAGUUCACACACAGAUUUCAAAAGCAGUAAAAGCUGAACUUGCAAAAAUGCCAGGAAAAGCUAAAGUAAUUUGCAUUGGCGAUAAAGUUCGGUUACAACUUCAGUAUACUUAUCCAGAGAAUAUUUCGCUUGUGGUUAAUGAAAUUGGACGCUUACCUCCCAACUUCUUGGAUGCUUCCAGAAUUGCACUGUUUACUAAUAAGCAUGAUAUAUCAGGAGGUAAGAUAUUUUAUAACAAGUUUGAAUCUGUUGUUUCAUACAUUGUAUCACACAUUCCAAUUUUCUCUGAAAAUGAUGUACUAAAUGCCCCAAAAUCACUUAUGUAUGACUCCUUAGAAUCGGAUGUUCUUGACAGCUAUUUGGAAUUUUCUCUGGCUUCUAAAAUAUAUUACUGUUUGAAAGAAAAUGCAUGCAGUGAACAAGCUUCCCGAAUGAGCGCCAUGGAUAGUGCCAGCAAAAACGCAGGAGACAUGAUCCAUUCUCUGAACCUGGUAUAUAACCGCACCCGACAAGCAGCAAUCACCAAUGAAUUGAUUGAAAUCAUUUCUGGAGCAGCUGCCUUGAAAUGAUGAUUGAAGAUUAACUUUCAGCUUGUAAUUGUUUACACUUGAUCCAGUGUAAUGUACUUUAUAAAUAGGUAAAGGAUAUGUUCAUUGAUAGUUCACUUCACUUCUAAAAAAAAAUGUCUAAUAUAUUUGCCCUGAAGUGUUAUGUGAUAUUAUCAAAAAGUAAAACUCUACAACUAUAAUAAUUGUUUAAUUAUUUACUUUGCAGCAAGUUUGAUUCAAAUAAAUUUCUAAAAGAA